Chaetomium fimeti is the source of this 3316-nucleotide messenger RNA. RefSeq names its product Pep3/Vps18/deep orange family-domain-containing protein. The record is from RefSeq and is a predicted model, not a curated record. Gene Ontology annotation, cellular component: endosome; HOPS complex. Gene Ontology annotation, molecular function: protein binding; protein-macromolecule adaptor activity. Lineage: Eukaryota; Fungi; Ascomycota; Sordariomycetes; Sordariales; Chaetomiaceae. The transcript has 3 exons. Gene Ontology annotation, biological process: intracellular protein transport; endosome organization; vacuole organization. The coding region runs from base 153 to 3107 and encodes 984 amino acids.
GUUGCACAACACCAACCGAGCUUCCAGCUUCCAGCUUCCAGCUUCUCUUCCACUGCGAACGGAUUCAGGCAGCGACCAGUUCCGGACUGCACCACCCUCCCCAAGCCACCCGAACCCCCACCAUGCGAAACACCUAAACACAAAACUCCACGAUGGCGCUCGAUCCGUCCAGCGGCUUCGCGGCAGCCGACGCCGUGCCCGACCUCGCCGACGCAGCAUUGCCCAUCUUCGACGUCUUGCCCGUACAGCUCCAAUUCUCCAUCGCCGCCGACUUUGUCGCGGGCCAGGCCGCCAACAAUGUCCUGGUUAUCGCCCUCUCCAACGGCCGCAUCCUCCGCAUCGACCUCAACAAACCCGAGGAUAUCGACGACAUCGACCUCCCCAAGAAACCGACCGAAACCGGCGUAAUCCGACGCAUGUUCCUCGACCCCACCGCCUCCCACUUACUCAUCUGCACGGCGCUCGGCGAGAACUACUACCUGCACUCGCAGUCGCGGCAGCCGCGCCCCCUGGCGCGCCUGCGCGGCGUGGCCAUCGAGUCGGUCGCGUGGAGCCCCGCCCUGCCGACCUCGUCCACCCGCGAGAUCCUGCUGGGCGCCGCCGACGGCAACGUCUACGAGGCCUCGGUCGAGACCUCCACCGAGUUCUACCGCAAGGAGGACAAGUACGUCAAGCUGCUGCAUCGCCUGCCCGACGGGCCCGUUACGGGCCUGUGGGUGGAUGUGCUGCCGUCGCCCGUGCCGGCCGCGCCCGGUGUUGGGGGUGGGGGUGCGGCGGCUAAGGCGCAGGAGGUUAGGCGUGUGGUGAUUGCGACGCAGAGCAGGCUGUUUCAUCUGGCGGGUAAGGUGGGGAAGGGGAAUGAUGGGAGUGCGUCCAUCUAUACGAGGUUGUUCGAGAGUGAGCAGCCCGUUGUUCAUGAGCUGAGCAGGGCGUCGACCGCCGCCGCGUCCAUGCUGGCUGUCUCGCCCGAUGUGGAGGAGGUGCCGCGGUUUAGAGGGGAUGAGGAGGUUGCCGAGAGGGCGUUCGCGUGGCUGUCGUCGCAUGGCGUCUAUCAUGGGAAGUUGCUCGUGGAUGGGGCCGGUGCGGAGUUGGGGAACAAGGUGUUUGCCGAGGCGGAGCUGCUCCCGAGGGCCCAGUUAGCGAAUCCCGAGGCGGCGGGGAGGCGGCAGGUGUCAACUGAGUAUAUUGACGCGAUUGCGCUUACACAAUGGCAUGUUGUCUGCCUAGUCGGGACGCGCGUCGUCGUGGCGAACAGGCUGACGGGGUCGGUUGUCUACGACCAAACCAUCUUGGACCCGGGGCAAAAGGCAGUUGGCCUGUGUGUGGAUAUCCAAAAGAAUACCUUCUGGCUGUUCACACCGCAGGAAAUAUUCGAGAUUGUUCCUCGCGACGAGGACAGGGAUAUUUGGAAGAUUAUGCUCCAGAAGCAACAGUUCGAUGCUGCGCUCCAGUAUGCGCACACGCCGGCGCAGAAGGAUGCCGUCGCCAUCGCUUCGGGAGACUACCUCGUGAGCAAGGGGCAACACGGCGAGGCUGCGGGCGUGUACGGCAAGAGCAGCAAGCCGUUCGAGGAGGUGGCGCUCACGUUUAUUGAUAACGAGCAACCGGACGCGCUUCGCAAGUAUCUCUUGACCAAGCUGAGCGCAUACAAGAAGUCUUCGGUCAUGCAGAGGGUCAUGAUCGCAGCGUGGUUGGUUGAAGUGUUUAUGGCCAAGCUCAACUCCCUCGACGACACCAUCGUCACGGGGGCGGAGCUGUCCGACACACUGAAUCCGACUCAGACGAGGGAACAACUCGACUCGGUCCGAGCCGAGUUCCAUGAUUUUGUGAACAAACACAAAUCCGACCUCGACCAGAAGACGGUCUACGAUGUGAUCAGCAGUCAUGGUCGGGAAGAAGAGCUUCUCUACUAUGCCAACGCUGUAAACGACUACAACUACGUCCUCUCGUACUGGGUCCAGCGGGAGCGGUGGCCAGAAGCGCUGAGGGUUUUGAAGAAGCAAACCGAUGCCGAGGUUUUCUACCGGUAUAGCAGCGUGCUUAUGACACACGCCGCCACCGAGCUAGUCGAGAUCUUGAUGCGGCAGAGCAACCUCAACUCGCGGAGCCUCAUCCCCGCGAUGCUCGAAUACGACCGCAAUUACAAGGGGCCACUGACCCAAAACCAGGCCAUCCGGUAUCUACAAUAUGUGGUCAACCAGCUCGGCUCGGCCGACUCUGCGGUACACAACACCCUCGUCUCCAUCUACGCCUCCCACCCCUCAAAGGACGAAUCCGCCCUCCUCUCAUACCUCGAAUCCCAAGGUGAUGAACCAAGAUUCGACCCUGACUUUGCACUCCGCCUCUGCAUCCAGCACCGUCGCGUCCUCUCGUGUGCCCGCAUCUAUACCAGCAUGGGCCAGUACGUGCAGGCCGUCGAUCUGGCUCUCUCACACGACGAAGUUGAGCUAGCAUCUAUCAUCGCGGACCGGCCCAUGUCCAACCCGCCCCUACGGAAGAAGCUCUGGCUCGCGGUCGCCAAGAAGGUCAUCUCCCAACAAUCCGGCGGCAUCAAGACGGCCAUCGAGUUCCUCAAGCGCUGCGACCUGCUCAAGAUCGAGGACCUCAUCCCCUUCUUCCCGGACUUUGUCGUCAUCGACGACUUCAAGGAGGAGAUAUGCGCGGCGCUCGAGGACUACAGCCGCAACAUCGACGCGCUGCGGCGCGAGAUGGACGAGUCGAGCCAGACGGCGGCCAACAUCAAGGUCGACAUCGCCGCGCUCGACAGGCGCUACGCCAUCGUCGAGCCCGGCGAGAAGUGCUACGCCUGCGGCCUGCCGCUGCUGAGCAGGCAGUUCUUCGUGUUUCCCUGCCAGCACGCCUUCCACUCGGACUGUCUGGGCCGCCGGGUGCUGGAGCAGAGCGGCGCCGCCAAGGCGCGGCGCAUCAGGGAGUGCCAGGUGCAGAUCAGCAAAGGGAUGGUCGGGGGGGAGAAGAGGGAGGCUAUGAUUGCCGAGCUGGAUGCGUUGGUUGCUUCGGCGUGUAUAUUGUGCAGCGACUAUGCGAUCCGGAGGAUUAACGAGCCGUUUAUCAAGGAAUGGGAAGACACAGAGGAGUGGGCACUUUAAGACCCAAUGUGGCUGUGAGCACGAGUACAGGUUUGCAUAAUACGUAAGGAAUAUGAAACGACGAGAGAGACAGAAAGAGAGCUGAUACCCAAUACGCACAUGAUGCCAAACUACAUGCUCCACCCAACCAACCACUUCUCUGUACAUACAUACCAUGUGACUAUCUGUCUCGCCAUCCUACCACAACAACACUACCAUCUCCCAGCCCC